Messenger RNA from Pygoscelis adeliae (Adelie penguin), 1365 nucleotides. It is a transcript of the gene PLIN1, whose product is annotated as perilipin 1. NCBI's taxonomy places the organism in Eukaryota, Metazoa, Chordata, Aves, Sphenisciformes, Spheniscidae. The transcript has 8 exons. The annotation marks the transcript as partial. Gene Ontology annotation, biological process: lipid metabolic process. The record is from RefSeq and is a predicted model, not a curated record. Gene Ontology annotation, cellular component: lipid droplet.
UGCGUCGCAAUGACGGCGAAGAAGAAUCAGACUCUGCAGAAUGGAAGUGCCAAGGAGAAUGUGCUGCAGAGGGUCCUGCAGCUGCCGGUGGUGAGCUCGACCUGCGAAAGCCUCCAGCGGACCUAUGCCAGCACCAAGGAGGCCCACCCGCUCAUGGCCUCCGUGUGUGAGGUCUACGAGCGGGGCGUGCAGGGUGCCGGCGCCUUGGCCAUGUGGAGCAUGGAGCCCGUGGUGCGCAGGCUGGAGCCUCAGUUCGCUGUGGCUAACAACCUGGCUUGCCGGGGCUUGGACCACCUGGAGGAGAAGAUCCCUGCCCUCCAGUACCCUGUCGACAAGCUCGCGUCUGAACUGAAGGGCACCAUCUCCUCCCCACUCCAAAGCGCCAGAAGCACCAUUGGCAACUCCAUGGAUAAGAUCAUGGAGCUGGCGGCAGAGGGCUACGAGGCCACCAAGAGCACGGUGGAAACGACAGCAAGGUACACGAGGAGGAACUCGGUGAGCCAGAUGGCAGCCGCAGGGGUCGACACGGCCCUGGGAGGGCUGGAGAAGCUGAUGGAGUACCUGCUGCCAGAGGAGGAUGAAGAAGCAGAUCAGAAGCCCAAAGAGACGCGUGGGUCAGCAGUAAAGGUCUCCCAGCAGCAGCCCAGCACUCCCAGUGCUCCCAGCACUCCCAGCACCCUGGGCCGGAUUGGCACCUUGGUUAGCACCGUCUCCCACCGCGCUUACCAGCAAACCACCCAAAGCCUCCAGCGUGCCAAAGCCAAAGGGCAGGAGCUGGCCACUUGGAUCCCCAUCCUGGGCAGCUUGGCCAAGCCAAGCGCCCGCGAGGCGCCGCGGGUCCACAGUGAUGGGCAGAGCACCACGGCCGGCUGGCUAAGCCAGCAGCAGAGCAAGGUGCCGGAGCAGAAGCAGGAGAAGGCGGGGAAGAAAGACAACCACCACACCAAGGAGGUAUGAAGAAAAGGGGAGCAGUGAGCCGGGAGCGCCCCAAAGCAUCCCAUUGCCCACAACGGGCAACCCGCCUGUGCCUCCGGCAUCUCCAGCGUGAAGAAGGUCCCGGCCGUGGCCUGGGACGCGGCGGAGGGGUUGAUCCUCUUCACCCCCCGCAGGCUGUCCAAGGCCAUGGAGACGGUGGAUGCUCUCGGCGGGACCCUCGUCAGUGCCCCCAAGCAUCUGCUGGGCACCCUGUACAGCUACGUGCCGGUGAGUUUGCAGUCAGGUGAGCAAAAGGAGGCGGCCGGGGGCAGCAAGACCAGCCCGGAGACGGAGCAGAAGGAGGAGGACGCCAAGCCUGCCGCCCCCUCCUCAGAGGAGAAAUCCCAACUGAGGGGCGAUUGGCGGCUGUACCGCGGCCCUCACCCCCCC